Messenger RNA from Cyprinodon tularosa, 4224 nucleotides. RefSeq names its product phosphorylase kinase, beta (gene phkb). The transcript has 31 exons. The record is from RefSeq and is a predicted model, not a curated record. Lineage: Eukaryota; Metazoa; Chordata; Actinopteri; Cyprinodontiformes; Cyprinodontidae. Bases 70 to 3336 code for a protein of 1088 amino acids. Gene Ontology annotation, cellular component: phosphorylase kinase complex. Gene Ontology annotation, molecular function: calmodulin binding. Gene Ontology annotation, biological process: glycogen metabolic process.
GUUGUUUUAUUUUGAAGAGCACAAAGCACACCGGCUGUUAAAUUGCGGGGACUUUGACUGAGCGUAAACAUGGCGACCCUCGCUGAUGUCGGAUGGAAACUCCUGGAAUUUAAAGCUCGAUCAAAGAGAUCAGGUUCCAUCUAUGAACCUAUGAAGCUCUCCAGUCUCCAGCGGGACGAUGAGCCGCUAUGGGAGAAACUGGAUCGUUACUACAAUGCAGUCAAAGCAACCAUCCUGAACUACCAGAGUCCCACUACUGGUCUUUUCCCUGUAAAGACUUUCUCCGACAUCAAGGAGGCAAAGGUCCGAGACUCGCUGUAUUGUGCUGCCUGCGCCUGGGCCCUGGCGAUGGCAUACCGACGCAUUGAUGAUGAUAUGGGACGCACACAUGAGUUGGAGCAUUCUGCCAUCAAGUGCAUGAGAGGGAUCCUCUACUGUUACAUGAGGCAGGCGGAUAAGGUGGAGGAGUUUAAAAAGGACCCCAGUCCCUCCAAGUGUCUUCACUCUGUGUUCAAUGUGGACACCGGGGACGAGAUUAUCUCCUACAACGACUAUCACCACCUGCAGAUCGAUGCGGUUUCUCUGUUCCUGCUCUACCUGGUGGAGAUGAUCUGCUCCGGUCUUCAGAUCAUUUACAACACCGACGAGGUUUCCUUUAUCCAGAAUCUGGUGUUCUGUGUAGAGAGAGCCUACAGGGUGCCGGACUACGGCAUGUGGGAGCGAGGCAGCAAAUACAAUAACGGCAGCACCGAGCUGCAUUCAAGCUCGGUGGGCCUUGCUAAAGCUGCUCUGGAGGCCAUCAAUGGCUUCAACCUGUUUGGAAACCAGGGCUGCUCAUGGUCUGUGAUAUUUGUGGAUCUGGACGCCCACAACAGGAACAGACAAACGCUGUCCUCUCUGCUGCCCAGAGAGUCUCGCUCACAUAACACAGACGCUGCCUUGCUUCCCACCAUCAGUUACCCGGCUUUUGCCGUCGACGACGACGCCCUCUACAGCCAAACGCUGGACAAGAUCGUCCGGAAGCUCCGCGGCAAAUAUGGCUUCAAGCGUUUCCUUCGUGAUGGCUACCGCACGGCUAAUGAGGACAAGAACCGCCGCUACUACAAACCGGCGGAAAUGAAGCUCUUUGAUGGAAUUGAAUGCGAGUUUCCCAUGUUUUUCAUCUACAUGAUGAUUGACGGUGUGUUCAGAGGAAACAAGGAGCAGGUGAAAGAAUACCAGGAUCUCCUUGAACCAAUCAUCUUCCAGUCUUUUGAGGGACACGCCGUCAUCCCUAAAUACUACUAUGUACCGGCUGACUUUGUGGAGGCGGAGCAGAACAAACAUGGCAGCCAGAAGCGUUUCCCUAGCAACUCUGGUCGGGAUGGGAAGAUGUUUCUGUGGGGUCAGGCCCUGUACAACAUAGCUAAGCUGCUCGUGGACGAGCUGAUCAGCCCUAAAGACAUCGACCCGAUCCACCGAUACGUCCCUCGGCAGGAUCAGCGCAACGUCAGCAUGCGCUACUCCAACCAGGGUCCCAUAGACAAUGACGCUGUGAUUCAUGUAGCCCUGGUAGCGGAGAGCCAGAGGCUUCAGGUGUUUUUGAACACAUAUGGAAUUCAGACCCAAACACCUCAGCAAGUUGAGCCAAUCCAGAUUUGGCCCCAGAAGGAACUUGUCAAGGCAUACCGGUUUCUAGCCGUCAACAAGAAGCUGGGUUUGAGUGGGCGUCCAGAUAGGCCAGUGGGCUGCAUCGGGACCUGCAAGAUUUAUCGUAUCCUGGGAAAGACGGUGGUGUGCUACCCAAUAGUGUUUGAUCUAAGUGACUUCUACUUGUCUCAGGAUGUAAUGCUUCUAAUUGAUGACAUUAAGAAUGCCCUGCAGUUCAUCAAGCAGUGCUGGAAGAUGCAAGGACGUCCACUCUUCCUGGUUCUCAUCCGCGAGGAUAACAUCAAAGGGAGCCGCUUCAAUCCUGUUUUGGACAUGCUGGCCUCUUUCAAGAAGGGAGUCAUCGGAGGGGUCAAAGUUCACGUCGACAGACUUCAGACCCUGAUAUCAGGAGCAUUUGUGGAGCAGCUGGAUUUCCUUCGCGUCAAUGAGGCAGAGAUUCCAGAGUUUAAGAGCUUUGAGGAGCUGGAGCUGCCGAAGCACUCAAAGGUGAAGAGGCAGACGAGCACGCCCAACGCCUCGGACCUGGAGCAGCAGCCGGAGAUCAGUGUGGAGGAGUGGCAGAACAAACCCACAUAUGAGAUCCUGCAGAAGUUUCAUGACUCUGGCUGCUUGGCCAGUCAGGCCCAACUUGCCAGCAUCCUUCUUAGAAGAGAAGGACCAGACUUCCUGGCUAAAGACGAGAACCUGAUGGAGGAACUGGAGAGAAUCUACAGACGAGCUGGAAGCAGAAAGCUUUGGCUGGCAGUGCGGCAUGCUGCUGCUAUUACCAAGAAGUUUGCCAGCUCUAUAGCUCCUCACAUCACCACAAUUCUGGUGAAUGGGAAACAGGUGACCCUGGGCCUGUUUGGGCACGAGGAGGAGGUGAUCUCCAACCCGCUGUCUCCAGGAGUUAUCCAGGGCAUCAUUUACAGCAAGUGCUGCCCCCAUGGUGGGGAGAGGGAAGCUGUCCUCCAGCAGGAACUGGUCAUCCACAUCGGAUGGAUUAUCUCCAACAACCCUGAGCUGUUCAGCGGCAUGCUGAAAAUCAGAGUCGGGUGGAUUGUCCAGGCCAUGAAACAUGAGCUGAAGAUCCGAGCUGGAGACAUGCCUCCUCAGGACAUCUACCAGCUGUCUCCUGGUGACAUCAAGCAGCUCCUGCUGGACGUCCUGCAGCCGCAGCACACUGGCAGGUCCUGGCUAAACAGGCGGCAGAUCGACGGCAGUCUGAACAGAACCCCUCUGGGCUUCUAUGACCGCGUGUGGCAGAUCCUGGAAAGGACCCCUAAUGGCAUCAUGGUGGCUGGAAAUCACCUCCCACAGCAACCAACACUGUCUGACAUGACGAUGUAUGAGAUGAACUUCUCCCUGCUGGUGGAGGACACUCUGAAGAACAUUGUUCUGCCUGAGUACAGACAGAUCAUUGUGGAGCUGCUGAUGGUGGUGGCAGUAGUUCUGGAGAGAAACCCGGAACUGGAGUUCGGUGAAAAGGUGGAUCUGGAUAGUCUGGUGAAGGAGGCGUUUAAUGACUUUCAGAAAGAUCGGAGCCGCUUUGAGGGAAUGGAGAAACAGGAUGACAUGGAGGUGUUCUACAACACACCGCCGCUAGGAAAGAGAGGAACCUCCAGCUACCUGACCAAGGCAGUAAUGAUUCAGCUGCUGCAAGGAGACAUGAAGCCCUGCAAGGAUGAUCCGUGCACCGUUAGUUAGACUUCUGACAUCAUUAUCAGCAGUUAGCUUCACAGUCACCAAAUGUUUUUUCUUUUUUUUUUAGGCUUACCUAGAUUCCACUGCAUGCAUCCUAACCAUCACAUGUGUCCUUUAAUGUUGAAAUGGGCAUUUCAUUUCUUAGAAAUCUAAAAGGUCUGAGUCAUCAGGUUUUUGUUGUGUUUAUUUUUAGACGUUAAUGUGAAGCGCUUAUGCUGCUCGUGAACGAAGGCAGGAUGUAAGCGUUCAAACUCACCAGCAGCUUCAGCUCACAGCGGCUGACUGACAUGCGGCUGUCAUUUGAGUGUUCGGCGCUGAAAUGAUCGACCGUUUCAUUCAGAAAGCACUUAACUAAGUUAUUCUUUUGUACGAAUUUGACAGGAAAUAAAUGUAAGCCUGUGUCAGUCUGAGGAUGCCUGACCAAGAUCCAACAUUUAACAAAAGAUUUAACCUUUUUUUUGUAACCUUUUAUGGUGUGGUGUUAUUCUGUUAGUCUCUCUCCAGUCUGUGUUGUUAUUUUCUGCACAUGCACAGCGUGCUGCAACCAUAGGUGCUGUCUGCCGUAAUCAUCGGGAGGUUUUCUCAAUGCAAUUGGCUACAAAAUAGCUUUUAGUGGUGUGUUUUUGCACAGAGGGGCUCUGCAUGACAAUGACUAGCGCUAUGUGAAAUCUUAGGACUGAGUACCCUUUAGGCGUUGCUGCUUUGGUGAAAAAAAGAGAAAAAGAUGGCUUCCUUUUAUAGGACUGAUUAAAGGUCCAGACAUAUUCUUUGAAUGUUAUCACUGUGAUGAGCUGAGAGUUGUCCUGGUGCAUCGCAGCAUGUUUGUUAGUGAACUAGAUGUGUAAAAGAGGUAUUUGUAUCUCAAAGAAUAAAAUGAUGCUACAAACUAAA